Molecule: messenger RNA, 11347 nt
Organism: Alligator sinensis (Chinese alligator)
Lineage: Eukaryota; Metazoa; Chordata; Crocodylia; Alligatoridae
Exons: 2
Coding region: 5412-6440 (342 amino acids)
Source: RefSeq, a predicted model, not a curated record
GGCGCCCCGCAUUUCCCGGGCUGCAGCAGCUGCCACCAGCACCAGCAGCUGCCCGCCAGGCUCCCUCCCACCUCUGGGUCUUCUGCCAAAGGGGCUUUGCUGUGGUGCCUGUUCAUGCUGCACCCUCUUAAGAAAUGGCUUUCUGAAGUCAACCUCCCUUGCAUUAUGCCUUGCUGGGGCUGACUGAGCUCCUUCCUCCCCAGUGAAGCAGAGGGACGGGAGCAAGGCACCAGAAUCCAGUGCCCACAGAAACGGGCGACUUCACAGGUUUGCUGCUGCCCAGUCCCAUCUCAGCUGCCCCCACCAGUGAUCCACCAGUGAUGCUUCCUCAAGCAGCGCCCUCCCAGCAAUGGCUUGGGAAGCUGGAGGAAGGAGCAGCUACCACUAGACUGGAUGCUGAAGACAACAUCAUUGCAAAUCCAGUCUAGAAUACAGUAAGGAAGGAAACACUACCCUGAAAGUUUAAAGCACAACUACUGUCACUGUGGCAGGGCACUAAGAUGCCUGCUCCUCUAAGAGCAGAGAUUGCCUGGGGAGAGCCCAAAGAUCCAGAUCUACCGUGGCAACUGGCUAACGAGGAAAUUAGCUGCACCUGCACCUGGUCAGCUGGCCAGCAGGGGCAGGGCCCUGGGCCCAUAUAAGCCCCAGGGCUGGGACUAGGGAGCUCAGAUCUCUGCCAGCAGCUGAAGGGGAAGGAGCCUCUGGGGAGGACUGGCCCGGGCCCGGGGCUGUGGCAGCCGGCAGAUACGCUGCCCUAUGGCCUCCAGGAACCCACAAGGAAACAGAUAUUCCCGCUGAGCUAGAAGUCAAACCUGCAACAUCACUUGUUUCCUGCAAAUGCCAGGGACUUGUAUCCGAGUGAAAAUUCACCCAGGCCUGUACCACUUGGCCCCAAUUGGGAGGGACCAAAGCAGUGCCAGUGUCCUAGCUUGCAUUUGUGUUUCUGCUGCGGGUCAAUGCCACCCCCAACCAGACAGCACUGCACAACUCCCCUGUGUCUUCCAGGUCUAUGAUGCUUGAAGCGACCAUUAAUUACACUAGAGAUUGCCGCAGCGAUGCCUCCGCUACAAAAACCUCUGUUUGCCUUAACAGCUGAUGUAGAACUCGAGCCUCAGACAAUGCGAACGCAAGGAGUUGCUGAAAAUCCAGAAUCGCUUAUAGAUUGGAUUAAUUCUUUGGCUGUAAUUAAAAGGCCAAAUUUAAGUGCAGAUAUGCACCAAUCCUUCUGAUUUUUAAAUGAAGACAUGCAUGGAAAUAUAAUCUGGCACCAACUGCUGGAAGAACAGCCAAAAACAAAAUAUUCUCUGCUUCAGAUGCUGGGCAUGCAUUUGGGCAAGAAAAGCUAGAUGAGUUGAGCACCAAGCUAGCGACUUGAAAAUACCACUAGUUUGUUCCACAUGUAAGUGAAUUCCUGCGGGUAUUAGUUCUGCUUCUGUGAAGUUUCAAAGAGUUCACGCGCGUUUCUGAAGGCUUACAAAGGUGUUGCAGUUACAAGUGAAUGAUGCUUCCACUUGUGCUGGGGUAGUGUGAAAGAUGCAGCUACCAGUGGUAGAAACCCCCAAACCAGUCCAACUGCAAUUGUCCAAGUUAGACAAACUCUUAUGGGUUACUCCAGACAAAAUGCCUACUCCGCAAUGUAAAGCAGAUGGACAGAGACGCCUGGGGAGACUAAAAUAUGUGGGGAAAAGAUGACUCUAAAAAUCUCGAUGUCUGGCAAAUAAUAAAAUGAAACAGGGAAUGGCAGGAGGAUGGUGGGCACGGUGUCCUGCCUUGAUGUCAACAGACACCUCGGCAGCUCCAAGACUCUGUCCUGCGAAGCCCUUGAGCGCAUGUAUUACCUUAGGAGCUGAAGUAGCCUCACUGAAGCCAAGAGGGAAAUCUACUCAAGGUAACAAGUGGCCACAAGCGGUUUGCAGGAGCUGUGCACCGGUAACACGCUCGAUUUUCCCCUCUGUGGGGCAGUAACAGACGGGCACCCCCUGCCAUAGGCAGCCAGUGGCAAGGAGUUCAUGGUGGGAGCACGCUGCCUGUCGGGGCUUCAAAAUUCACCCCUUCUAAAACUAAGCAGAGACUGCUGUCCCCUUCACAAGGAGAAAGCACCCAUUCUCGCAGCCCACAGUGCAGCAGACAGACUGGUGCUGGCUUUCCCCUGCCCAGCCUGGUUUCAGUGGCUGUGGGCCCCUGGGCAGCACAAACAACCACUCGCAGGGAAACACGGGCCCCCACAGCCUGCAGAGAAGCCCAUCUGGUAGUUACAUUGCUGCUGGGACCCAGUAUUGCUAGGUGGGGAUGCCUUCCUAUGCUGGCAGCCAGCACGGGGCACUGCCAGGGCUGCAACAGAUGGGCCAUCUUGCUGUAACACAGGGAAUCAAUUCCCAACAGCAGAAGCAAGUGAGCUCCUGUGGGAUCAUAGCCCACUGGAGAUGGUGGGAGAAGCAAGGAUGAGGCUGCGGACAUGGCAUAGGCCUAAUCUGCCCUCCAACACUUGGCUGGCCAAGCGUGGUUCUGCUGGCACAGCUCUGCAGGAGCCUAGUCCCGCUGUGUGGUGGCAGGACCUUCCCCUCUGCCCACGGAGGCAUGCUUCUGCUCCCCUACCUGCUGCCAGCUACUGCUGUCCACGAGCCGGGGCCUGCCCAGGGCAGCUGUACUGCGGUGUCACGGCUGCUGCCAGGGGGCCGCGUAGGAGCCCCAGGAGCACGUGGACAAGCACAUGCUUUGAGAGCUCAUGGUGGCAUCAGAGUGGGUGAGUACAGACAUGGCCCAAGCUAGUCCUUGUUCAAGGAUCCCCAAGAGUCGCAGAAACUCCAGACUAUCCCACACAAGCAGGGCAGCAUCACACUGGUUUACCUCUGUCCACCCAGAAGGGUAAGAUGCACAGUCACCAAGAUGUUCUACCAUUGACGCCAGAUCCAGGUCUCAAGUCAAGCACCGCCGCAAUCUGCUACCACCCACCCAUCAGAGCACAGCCCCUCCUGGCCCUCAUGCCUGCCCACAGGCAGUCAGAUGGGAAGCGACACCCUCUCAGGGAAGUUUAAUUCAACAGUAAAGAUCUACAUCCAAUCCUAGAGGAGCCUAGAAAGGCUCUGGUAGCAGGACCCCACUUUCCAGAGCAAGUCUGAAGGGGAGAGAAGGGCUUUGCCUGCCAUAAGGCUCUGGCUGUCCAGGAAGACGGCAGGCUGCACACGCACCAACGAGGCGUAAGGCAAGAGGCACAAGGCCAGACCCACACAGCUGCUGUUUAGGCAGAUGCCUGGGCAACCAGCCCACCUGGGAACAGCAGGUGUUGGUACCCCCACAGCAGAGCCAUGACCACGGGCUGAGAGGAAGUGUUUCCAAAUGACUCCAAACCAUCACCCAAAGCUCAGAGGUCACCUAGGAGAUCUUAGGGCUUCCCCCUCCUCUCCAUCAUGCUCACUUGUUGCAACCAGACUUAACUUAGCUUCUGGGCCCUUCAGGGCAGGGACUGUGUCGUCACGCCUGUUUACAUGGCACCAGCACAAGGGUGCCCUGCUCCAGGCAGGGCCAGGGAGCGCUAGGGCAGUACAAAACAAAUCAACCCUCAGUGCUGGCGACCAGUUUACAUCCUCAGAGCUUUACAGACAUUGCAGUAGCUGCACUGAGACCCCUGCCAGGUGAGACAAUACUGAGGCCCCCUGCUUUAUUGGUGGGGGAACUGAGGAGAACGGAGCAAGGCUGCGCAGGGGAUCGGUGGCAGAGGCAGCAAUCAAAGGCAGGAAUUCCUGGCCCACCCUGGGGACCUGCAGGGGAGAUGCCUACACUGACCAGAGGGUUCAGGGAUGCAGGGGAGCCAGCCUGCAAGUUACCCUCUAGGGUCAAUGCACUGCAGAGACCCAGAACAGGCAUCUUUCCCAUGGAAGUGCAGGGCAAGGAGCCGGCAGACCUCAGCCUGUGGCACUGCCUGUGCGCUGAGCAGGGUGUGCUGGGCUCCUGGUCUGCUCGGCUGCACUGCAGAGUAGAGGUGUUGCAUACUAGAUUGUAAAUGCUAAAACCCUUCCCUAGCCCUGAGCCACCCGGCACCCAACCCGUGCUGGGUAGCCCCUGUACCCCGGGCACGCUGCCACCCUGGCCCGCUCCGUGCUGCAGAUCUGCUGGGAGCUGGCGAGCACAAUGAUUUUCCAGUAACUGCUCAGUAAUGAGCAUUUGUUCUCCCUGAUGGCCCCUGCAUCCUCACUCCAGCUCUUAAUCACCAGAGAAACCAGAGGGCUCUUAACUCAGUCUUCCUCCAGGCCCCUUAAUAACUCCAGCUCCCAGCUGUCUGUGACUUGUGUAUCCUGGAUGUGCAAGGUCCCUGCGUAGGAUGGGGCAGGCUGCUGAGAUGCAUUUGCUGAUUAGCAGGUCAGCUGAGGGCACUGCUGAAACCUCAGCCCCGGGAGCUGGAAACGCACUGCUCGGUGGCGGCGAUGGAGAAACGUCAGAGCGGGGAGGGGCAGGGCGGACUUAGAAAGUUCUGUUCUCGGAGAAAUCUGCUGCUGCUAUGAGGUUUUAGACUCCCGCGUGCUUCAGCCAUGCACCGCUGAAGCCACUGAGCCAUGUGGCUGGCUGGCACCUCCUGCAGCCAAAGGCACUGCCACUUCCACUGGGAUCCUGGGCUCUGCCGUGCCAGGACAGCCCAGCAGCCUGGUGCAGCUGGGCAAAGCACAGCACGCCUAACUGUCAGACCCAGGUGUAUCUUCUGUAGGUCUGGCCCAGAACAGCCAAGCAGAUUUUUCCAGGCUAUUGGGAUGACCUGACAACUCUGCUUUGUGCUGCUCUUAGCCCCUUUCACCAGAGUCCACAGGCCCCACAAUAAACCUCUCCAACGUAAGCAAAGCAGCACAGGGAUCAGACCCCAGUAUCCCCCCAGACCAGUACUUGGCCAGAAUCUGCUGUUCCACAAGAGGGACCAGGACCAUGAGGCGGGCAGGUACACGUGGGUCUCAUCCCUGGCUCUACAACGUAGGUAGAAACAGCCCAAGGCUUUUUCUACCUACUUGCCUCCCGGGCAAGUUCACGGGAGCACAGGAUGAAUUGCUAUGGGCAGCAAGAUGGCUGGGGACCCCAGGAGGGAGCUCACCAGAGGACACAGUUGCAUGCUCCAGAGAAGCUGCACAGGCAGCAAGAUGGAGCAACGGAGAACCAGCCUCCCCAUGGGAUGUGAUAGAAAGCGCCCUGCUCAGAAAGUUACAGUUAAAUGGAGCAAAGCCCUAGUAUCAGCGCAGUCCGUUCAGUCCAAAAGGGGUGGAGGAGAUGCAAUAUUUCUUCCACGCUCCCAAGACCUGGUCACAUCUCCAUCUGGACAAGGCCCAGCAGCCUUGGGAGAUGAAACGGCCUGUGGUACCGUGGCCAAUGCUCACAGCAGAGCUCGCCUGACACUCUCCCAGCAGGAGCACAUGGACCAAGCGCUUCCCUAGAUGCAAACCAUCUUCCUCGUCAGAGCCCCUGUGCUCUGGGCUGCAUUCCUGUGCCCCUACCCCUCCGCUACAGCCACAGAACAGAGGGCCCAUUCGGGACCCAGAGCCAGCCCCCUCCUACGCUACCCACUGGCUUCCUGCUCCCCUGCAGCAGAGGGGCACAGGACAGAGUUCCUUUCCCACAUUCCUCCCCUGCCACUAGCCAUGCACGCCCCCACGGCUGCUCCCCGGCCUCUUCAGCGGGUCAGCCACGUAACUCUGUGCAAAGAGGGCUGGUCUCAGCACGGUCCCAGAGGAGAGGCAGCACCAUCACCACUGGUCCCAGCUGCUGCAUCACAGGCAACGUCACCAGGCCCCACAGACCGCGCUGCUUCCUCCCAUCUGGUCUCUCUCGUACAAACCACAGCAGCAUUGCUAAUCACCGCAUGGGGCAGGAGGAGGAACAGCCAGGCCCUGAGGUCUACCUGCAGCUUGGGUCCAGACAGCACGGCAGAUCCAGCCUGCCUCGGCCCGUUCCUACACCGGGGACCCCACCUGCCUCUCCAUCUUCCCUUGGGAACACAAAGGUGCUCUGUAGCGCCCACAACAAAGCAGCCUUGGCGUGUGGGAGGCGACAGUGGAGGAGGGGAGCCCCCACAGCCAAGAGCUUCUGGAGAGCAGGCUGCAGCCAACGUCCCAGCGAUGCCUCCCUCUGCCUUGAACAGGAACAGGGGGAGUGCGUCAGACUGCAUCCCCUCCGGCCCAUCAGCCAACCACUCUGCCCCAAACACAACCCCCUCCGGGCACCAGGCCAAGCCAGGCACAACCGAGCCACGGCGAGACUCGAGUACAGCAACAACCAAGGCAAUCGCCCAGAAGCGAGGGGGCAGCUGGUCCCCACGGCACUGCCCCUGCACAGAGCUCACCCCGCCACAGGUCCACAGCAGCGGCGCUCCCGGCUCUCCCGGAGCAGCACGGGCAGCUGGAAGAGAGCUGAGUGCAAUGGGCCUGGCCUGCUGCGUUAGCAGGGCUCCAGCCCUCUCCAGCUGAAGCCACCAGGAACGUUCCUGCUGGAUUCAACGGGAACCAGACCCAGCCUUUUCUCAGCACCUCGGGCCGCAGGAACAGGCAGCCUCCUGUGGGGGCGAUCAGGAUCGUGGCCCCCCCAGCUCCCGGGAGCCAGGCUCCUGCACCAGACUCUCUGGAGCGACGGCUUCCAUGUCCCACCUCCCUUCGCACUUGGCUUGAGAGACUGCACAGCCCAUCCGGCUCUGCACUCUCCACCUUCGCCUGCAGCGGGGAUCACAGCUGCCCCCCACAGGCCCCCCCAGCACCCACGUGGGCAGCAGGUGGCCCCUGCCCCGGGGAAGCAGAUGGAGGAGCCAGGCUAGACGGUGAGAAAGCAGCGCUCGUGAUACCAAGCGAGUGGGAGGCGAGCACGCAUCAGGCCAAGCGGAGGAAACACGGAGCAUGGGCAGCAGAAAGUCCAAGGGAUGCAGGAUGCUGUCUGCAUGGGUCUCGGGCGUCUCAGCCCCAGGUCCCAGCUGCAGGCGUGCAGCUAACAAAAGCAAGGAACGUGGGACAUGGCCCCCAUUUGGCCAGGAGGUGGGGAUGCCCCCACGCCCCCCAGGGCUGACCCCCUUUCAGCAGCCGGAGAUCCCUGCCACCCCACAAUGAAGAAACUGCCAGGCCCGUGCCCCUCGUCAGCCCCACACAGGGCGCUGGGAAACAGGAACUCGGGGCUACGAUUAGAAAGGUUACUGGAGCCGGCCCAGGCCGGGGGGCCAGGAGAGCAGCUCCUCCCGCUGCAGAGCAGGUGACGGGGUCCCAUGCCUCCUAUAUCAGCCGAGCCCACAGCCAGCCCUCCCGCUGCCCCCACACAGCGUUAGGUCCCAUCUCCCUGUUCCUGUUACCCUGUUCAACUCAUGUGGUUACACGUACAAAUCGGACAGAAACGCAUUCCUUGGGCCCGACCUGGCCCAGGAUGGCAAAGCCGGAGUGGGCUCAGGUGGCUCGCACGGGGAGCUCCUGAACUAGCCGUGCUCCCUGCGUGACUCACGCAUGCCUCCUAUGCUGCCUGCAAUACCUCACACCACAAAAGCACUGCCAGUGGUCUCCCAGGGGGUGCGCACGCCACCUAGAUUAGCUUUUCUUAGAAGGGAAACCACCAGGUCACGUUCGGCCCCGCACCUUAACCCUGUUGAGGCCAAGUUGCUGCAGAAUCCAGGACCCGCCGGGCAUCUCCCCACAGCGGAGCAGACCUCUCCAGAGGCAGCAAGACGGCCCGCUGCCGCAUCUGCACCCAAGCUGUGGCACCGAGCCAGCGCCUUGUAGCGCAAAGCCAAACCAACCCCACCUUGACUCCCUGGGGGCAGUCCUGCCAGCAAACCCCGAAGGUCUACAGUGAGCAACACUGCCCCAAGCCAAGAUGCCCCCAGACAGCAGGGCAACACCAAGGUCUGACCAGAGAGCACUGAGCAACGAGCUGAACUCCUGUCUCCAGAGCACAAGCGGGGCGAGCAUGCUGGGUCUCAGUCAGCUUGGAAGGCAGCAGCGUCCAGCGCUCCAGAGGGAGCCCAGGGGCCGGUGGGACAAGGGACCUGCAGGGCAGACUUGAGGUUCAGCGAUUAAACUGUGUGGGGCCUCAGAGCCUGGUUUCACAAACUAAAAAUGAAUUUUUUUUUUUUUUUUAAGUGAGCCAAACUGAAAUGAAGACAAGCUGGAUGAAGGCCUGAACUUACUAUACUCUAUUCCAAACAUUUAAGUGAAAUAAGAAAUAAUAUUCUAGCAGUCUGUGUUCACCACUGGACUUGUGCAGAGUGUCAGAUGCCCAACCUGAAGAAAGGCCCUUGCUAAGCAGCUGGACCCAGUCUGCUGAGGUGACGAACCAGCCCCGGAUGGCUGCACCCUUUUCUGCAGGUGCAGGAAGAAUAUUUUCUUCAUUUUGCUUUAUUCUCCACAGUCUAGCUCAAUGACUGGUUCACUCAAACUGAGAAGCUGGCUGGGAGCUGCAAGAGCAAGAAAGCUCGUUUUCUUCUGCAAUGUAUGAGUGAAGCAAGGGCCCAGGCCUGCCAUUUCUAAGAUCUGCAAGGACACGGGGUGGAGGCCUGCAUCUUUCUCAUCACCUGGAGUUGUCUACGUGGCGUUUCUGGCACUCAAGCACAGUUAGCCAUUCCAGAUGCCAGUCUGGAUGCAUGACCAUGCACACAUGAUGGCUGCACAUACCUGCCCUGGUGGCAACAAAAUGGAAGAGGCAGUGGCCCCAGCCUUGAUUUAGGCCCAAAGGGGAGGCACUUAGAGCAUUUGUCUGGGCAGCUGGAGACCCCCCCCCGCCCCACUUCCUAGAGAGGACUGUGAACCUGGGUUUCUCUCAGCACAGAGCUCGAACCACCAUGCCGUAAGCCAAGGGCUCUCCGGCACUCCGCCUCAAGCUGAGCUGCUGCCCCUUGCAUUCGACAUGGUCACCGGAUAAAACAGAUGCAGAGCAGUGCAGGGGGAAGCUCCAGGCUAGAUCACAGCGCGCCAUCCCUUCCAGGCCAGCAUUCAGCUGAUGGAGCCACACAACUUCUGGGUUGCUGGUCUCCUCCUAGUCCCACCUGCCUCCCUCUCUGGCUGCCCAGAGUGACAGCUGCAAAGGGCACGCUGCAGAGGGGUCUGGAUGACUCCGGUCCUGCUCCUCCUGCUCCAUCUAGCAGGUGCUAAUCUAUGUUUUCAGGUGUUAGACGCUGCAAGAGGUGCUUCCACACAGCUGGCACUGAUGCAGCCAGCUGCACGUGCCCGGGCUGUGCAUUUACAGUCAUCUACACAGGCAGCCCCACGCAUCUCAGACUGGAACGGCUGUCUGCACAGGACUGCCAAAAAUGCCAUGCAGAUGACCGAAAACCAGCCACUUCAAUGACCAGAGACACAGAACUCCAGCCGUGCUGAUCAGAGGCACUUUGAUUCAUCAGCCAGGCACGAGAACUCUGAUGGCUGAUAAAUCAUUUCCAUUAUGUCAAAGCAAAGCAUGUUUGGAUAUUUUCUCCUUUAACACAUCCAACUGUUCUAACAAAGAAAAGACUAUUUUCAAAUGUUGCGCUUCUGCAUUUUUUGUGAAAUUCUACAUUUCCAUCCAAAAGCAACACAGUGCAAAUCAGAAAUAAAUGAUUAAGCAUGGAGUAGAUACAAAAUAUAAAUCAUCAUCUGUACGCAACCAAAAGGGGAGAAAUAACAAUGUAAAAAUAUGCUAAGCUAUGUUUAAGUGUGCAUGUAGUGCAUCCUUUUGGUUGGUAAUCGAAGUAUAAAUUUAGAACAAAGGCUAUAUUUAGUUGCGAAUCACCCUCACCCUGUCUUUAUGGCUACCAACCAUCGAGAACCAGCCUCUCUCAAGCACAAUAACUGAAAAACAAAACAAACGCAAAGCAAGCUUAAAAUUGAUUAUUUAAAUCAAGGUUUUUGGCUUCCUGAUUUAAAUCAUGAUUGCCAAAGUCAAUCCAGCCUGUAAGGCAACUCUGUGGGUCAGGACCUGGCUCCUCAGGGCCGGUCACAGAAGGAAGUUUCUCCACUGCCCCACUCCCCCAGGGACCACGUGGCAGAACAGCCCUGAGGUUUGCUCCAGCCUGGCUGGACACUGUGCUCUUGGGGCAGGGCCUGUGCCACCGGCACUGCCAGCAGCCUGCCUGCUGUGGCCUGCCACAGCCACACUCGGAGCACCUCUCUCACAAGACAUUGCGCCUCCUAGAAGGAGAAAGCCCCUGGGGCUGCGUCGCUCCCCAUGCCCCUCCCCAAGCAGAGACGCUGCAGGCUGCUCCCCUGCACUGGGUCAUGCCCUACAGGCUGCCUCUGCCAACAGCAGGAGAGGGAAUGAGCACCCACCUGCCCACAGCUUGGGCUAUGGACUCUGGAGACGGGGGCAGCAGUGGCAGGAGAGAGAAGGAAAAGCAGAAAGAGGAGCAGAAGGCACCUAUAGAAAAGCAGCACCAUGAUCUAGUUAUUGUAGGAAAGACUGGAGUGAAGCCCGGAAGAGAACCGAAGUGGAAAGCGACACAGGGGACACAGCACCGAGGGCUGGUCCAGCAAUAUUCACUCAUUUAUUAUUCAGCAAAUUACACUCAUUAGCCAAGUAAUUGAUUUGACAAAAGGGGGUUUCCAUCAGCUCAGCAGCAAAUGCUGGUGACACUUGUAUCAUCUUACACGAGUUGCAUGUGACUUGUCUGCUGCUCCCCCAGCCAAAAGAGAGAAGUUAUGUUUUAGAAAAUAAACGAUUGAACAGAAAACUUGAUGGCAAUACUGCCGCUCGGCAUCAACCUAUUGUACAGGCCAGUCUAGCAAACGCUUGCACGUGGCCCGCACUGCUGGGUUCCCAUCAGUGGGGGUCAUCUGUCAUCACCCGGGAGUCCCCACGUGCACACACCAGUGCAGUGAAGGGCGGCACAACGCAGCCGGGACAUGAGCCCUGCACCACUAACACAAUGCAGUGCAGACCCACUCCAGCGACAGCGGGACUGGCAGCUACAGGUUCCCAGUCCUACCCGCCAUGCACCACGUCUUCUGCCAACGCAGCUCUCCCAGCAAGGAUGUGCAGCCCUACCCAGACAGCCAUGUGUGGACACACCCUCAUGCCAUAGCAGUAGCAGCAGACACAGGCCAAAGAGAGCUCUGGUGAUGGGGCUUUCCAGUGGGGACAUCAACUGAAGCCUCACAUGUAGUCCCAUUUCCUUCCAGGGACUGCUCCUUCCAGUACCACUACCGGCAGGCAGGAUCAGGCCCUUAGCCUUCCCAACUGCAAGGGGGAGAUAUUCCAGAUGCUUCCCUCGUCAAAGCUGGCAAGUGCUGGGCACAUCCUUUUAGCUCUUUCAGAAAGUCACUGUGAGGCCUGAGCAUUUCCAUGCAGUGUUGCAGACGAGGUGAACACCAGAGUGCACUGCCUAUGUGGGGGAACGAGAGCGCCCCAAUACCCGAGACACCACAUCUCCUGC